This is a messenger RNA of Meriones unguiculatus (Mongolian gerbil), 1757 nucleotides long. RefSeq names its product distal membrane arm assembly component 2 (gene Dmac2). Lineage: Eukaryota; Metazoa; Chordata; Mammalia; Rodentia; Muridae. Bases 407 to 1105 code for a protein of 232 amino acids. The transcript has 6 exons. The record is from RefSeq and is a predicted model, not a curated record.
ACCUGGGACGGAAACACUAAUAGAAAAUCAGAGAGCACGGCGUGCAGGCAGGACGUCAGUUUGGAGUUCCGAGGAAGACCCUGAGGGAAAUUCGUAGCGCUUCGCUAAGUUGCGGAGCGUAGUUACUGGUAGAGCUGUGGGUUCCAUCCCUAGCACGACUUCCAAAGAUGAAGGUCGCAUGGAUGGUUUAGGUUGUCAUUCAGCAACCCCUAGGGAGAGCUGGGGAAGAUUUGGGCUGGGGAAGUGGUUCGUUGUUAAUGCGCACGCGUUGUUAAAAGCCAGGCAUAUCAGAAUCCCAGCACUCUGGAGGUAGAGACCGUUGAUUCCUCAGCCAACUAACAGGCUAGACUAGUUCCUGUGCCUGGUGGCCAGAGAGUGGAAUGGGAGAGCCAGGGGCAUCCAUAGCAUGAGUGAGUCCAUGACCCCGGGCGGCAGUCCCAAGAGAAGAACACUGUUAGAGUUCCUCGCAGACCACUUCCAAGACGUCCAGACUCUGAGAGAAUACUUGCUCCAGAAACAGAUACGGAAAGUGAACCAGGAGAAUCGAUCCUACAGUGGCAUCCAGGAGAGGUAUGGCCCAUAUGUCAGCGGUGCUUUCUUCAUCCUGAACCAGGGAGGCGCAGUGAAGUUUCAGGACAAGGAGUGGAUCCUGCAACAUGAGCGCAGCCGCUUUCUUGCCGAGUUCCAGAAGUUCCAGAACAUACCUGUGGAGGCUGUGGAUGCGAGCGGCUGUGCCAUCAAUUACCAGGGCAUGAGUAACCUCCUGCCCCUGAAGGAGCUGCGCUCCCUGUCGCUGCAGCGCUGCCCCAACGUGGACGACUGGUGCCUUGGCCGCCUCCACGUGCUGGCCGCCUCGCUGCAGGAGCUCUCGUUGGCCGGCUGCCCCCGAGUCUCAGAGCGGGGCCUUGCCUGCCUCCACCAUCUCCAGAACCUCCGCAGGCUGGACAUCUCAGGCCUUCCUGCCGUAUCCCACCCAGGCCUCACUCAGAUAUUGGUGGAAGAGAUGUUGCCCCAUUGUGAGGUCCUUGGAGUUGACUGGACCCAGAGUCUGAAGCCAGGGGCAGACCAGCAGCCUGAGGACACACCAAACCCCCUCUCUUCCUAGUGGCCCCACUCGUGAGGGCUCUGUGGACUCUGACAUCUCUCGCUCUGGCUUCCAGUGGAGUUUAUUCAGGGCAGGGCAGCACUGGCCAGACUGAGGCAUUGGCAGCCUGGGCAGACAGCCUCCUGCACAGCUGCAUGCAGCUCCAUGGUUUCUCCCUAGCCCUGUCUGCGAAGAGGAACCCGAACUGUCCACACACAGGCCCGCGGGGACUGUGGCUGACCUGAGGCGGUGCUGCCCUUUGUAGCGAGUUGUUCCCUGUGCAGGCUGGUCCACAAGGUGGCCAGCGUCCUUGGCCCACGUUCACUGACGACCAGCAGCACCCCAAGCCCUAUGGCAUUGCCCAUCGGUUUACUGACUUGCACGUUCAAAUGCGGGGGUUGAGGAAAUGUCCUCCUUGGCUGGCACAACAGACUCUGUCAGUAGCGGGCGCUGGAGGGAAUCCAAAUGGAAGGCGAGGGCCGUGUGCAGCCGAGCAGGGUGUGGCGGGCCGUGGUUCCCCAGCACACAGCUCCCACAUCCUGGGUGGUCAGCAGCUUCCCUGGCACCGUUACCGGUGACUGACUCCGGGGACCCAUGUUGCCAGUGGCUGCCUCAUGCCACCGGUGCACCGAGUAAAUGUGGGAUAUCUGUAUUAAACCCUGUGUUCCUGGUA